AUGCGUGGUGACGACUCUCUGGAGCUUGUGUGUGAACCGGCUCGUCGCCGGCAUUAUUCCCCGCUUUGUUUGAUUUUCCAUCAUCGUUUGCGCAGCUUUUUCCCCGAAGGGAACUGCGCCUACAGGUGCGCUCCUCAUCUCCUACGCGGCAUGAAACGGAGACGCACGACACGUUUGAUGACUUUACGACGCAGUCAAAGAGUGAUUUACUGCAUGGUGUUGUGUGCCUCCUGUACAACGCCUGCCUAUGACUCGGCUGAACCAUCUGAUGCCUUUCAGAGAAGGCGCAGUACCGCUGGAAGCAGCAGCCGCGACUCCUUCACGGACUUCUUCUCGCAUGGCUCCGUGCAUUUAUUCGCUAGUUUCACCACGCCUACCACGGCGCUUGACACGGAAGGCAUACACUUCAUUGCUCGUGCGCCGGACAUGACGGAGAAGGAGUGGAGGAACGCCCUUCUUGCCUUCGAGGACACGGUGCAGCUGAAGACCCACUGA
Messenger RNA from Trypanosoma rangeli, 495 nucleotides. RefSeq lists its product as uncharacterized. The record is from RefSeq and is a predicted model, not a curated record. The transcript has a single exon. The coding region runs from base 1 to 495 and encodes 164 amino acids. NCBI's taxonomy places the organism in Eukaryota, Euglenozoa, Kinetoplastea, Trypanosomatida, Trypanosomatidae.